AUGCCUAAUAGAUCUAUAGGCGGAGGCAGAGUGUUAGGCAGUGGACGGUCGAUAAAUCCUGUUCCCCCAAAGCCACCACCGAAGGGUUGCUCGUCGAAUGCUAUAUCCCCAUCUGCCAGCAGUGUUUCUCUGGCCUCACAGGCCUCCAACUCGCAGGUCUCAUCAGACACACAAGACCUAUCCUCGAGGAUAUUCUUAAAAAAUGGAGAUUCAUCUAUAGCCAAAACUACCCGCGGCGCUGGGGCGCUGGUUUGUCCUAUCUGCAAUGAAGGGAUGGUAACACUCUUACAGCUGAACAGACACCUUGAUGACGUGCACCGGAACCUCGAGGAUGAACAACAAGUGGAGGUGAAGGACUGGUUUCAGAUGCAGGUUGACAAGGCCAAGCGAUUUCAACCUCUCGCUGUGCUUAAUCAGAAGCUCAAGGGCCUAGAAGUCUUUGAAUCCAACCAGAAUACACAGCCUCUACCACCCUCAACUCGAUCGGCUGCUGAAAGCUCAGUUUCAGAGGCCCCCAAACCCAUCGAUCCCGAUGAUUUAAUAACCAAGACCCACUGGCAGCAGCGGUUACUUAAUGACGUUUGUUUGGACCCUAUGUGUGAGAAGCGCCUCACGGUGACAAAUGGAUGUAUUAACUGCAGAAAAUGUGGCCGUCUGUUCUGCGAGGACCACACCAUGUACCAGAUGAAACUAUCAAGAUCUGCCCAACAUGAGCCGGUUCGUGGAUUUUGGUAUCGGGUCUGUGAAACUUGCUAUAAGUCGAGGGAGGGCUAUAAUGACCUUAAUGGAGUGGAACGUGAUCACACCGAGACAUUUAAAGCUCUUCGGAAACCUACGAUUGACAAAGCCUUUCUUGAAAUCUCUAGGUUGGAAAAGAGAUUAACCCGUCUGACGCAACUCCUUGCUGGACUACCUGCAGAGCAAGUACAGUCUAAAAGAUGGCCCAUUGGCUGGCAGACAGACCAAAGGAAAGUGCUCGAGCAGUCUAUUGUCAGCUGGCAGGAUGAUGCAGAGGUUUCAAGCUGCCCUUUUUGCCAGCAAGAAUUCUCUGCCUACAUUUUCCGAAGACAUCAUUGCAGAACGUGUGGUAGGGUCGUCUGUGGCGAUCCAACAACUGGAUGUUCCUCUCUAAUAAACCUGGAUGUGACCAAAUCAAACCCUCGAUUGUCAGAAAAGCCAGCCCCAGAUAAAGUUAACCUCGAUGUGCGGUUAUGUAAAGACUGCAAGUCUACAAUAUUUAGCAAAAGAGACUUUAUCGAAGACACGGCAAAGGAACCGCCGGACGCCCGUGCCUACAAGAAUCUUAUACAGUUCGAACGAGGCAUUCGCCUAUUGUUACCGCGAUUUCACAAAAUUUUAGCCGCUCUUCAAGACCCUGAAAACCCGCCAAAACCGGCUCAACUAACGGAGGCAUCGAAGGUUCGUAAACGGCUUAUGGAUUCAUUCGCACAAUACGAUGUAGCCGCAAGGCGUAUUCGCGACCACCCGACACAAUCUCCGACACAAGAAAAGCUCCAACAAGCGAUAUAUCGCCAAGCUACAGGCUUCCUUCACCUCCACAUGCUUCCGCUUAAAACGCUUCCCAAGAUCUUAAAACAUGCCACUCCUCAUGGCAGGCAUUUUAGUAGCUUCGAUUCAUCAUCUUCGGACGGCAGACGACUAAAUGGGGGAACUAGCACCGCUCAACCCCGUUCUCUGGCUGCUAUUAAGUACGGUAACCCCGAUCAAGGGGGCAGCAGCACUAGCUUGGCUAGUAAUAACAGCAGUGCGCUCUCAACGCUCGAAGAAGAAGAGAAGGAGCUGCGCGAUCGGCUUAUUGUUCUCGAAGAGCAGAGAUUCUUCGUCUCUGAAAUGAUUGCUGAUGCCAACAAACGGCGUAAAUUCGACGAGGCUAGUAGCCUUGCUCAGAACGUCGCGGAUCUGAAUAAGGAAAUAGACCACGUUAAUGGCAUGAUCAGUCAGUUGGACUUUGAAAGCCUCUAUACUGGCGAUGCGAACCAGUGA
This is a messenger RNA of Microsporum canis CBS 113480, 2004 nucleotides long. Its product is annotated as vacuolar segregation protein PEP7. Gene Ontology annotation, biological process: DNA repair. Gene Ontology annotation, molecular function: DNA binding; metal ion binding. The record is from RefSeq and is a predicted model, not a curated record. The transcript is spliced from 6 exons. NCBI's taxonomy places the organism in Eukaryota, Fungi, Ascomycota, Eurotiomycetes, Onygenales, Arthrodermataceae. Bases 1 to 2004 code for a protein of 667 amino acids.